Messenger RNA from Mytilinidion resinicola, 1889 nucleotides. RefSeq lists its product as uncharacterized. The transcript has 2 exons. Lineage: Eukaryota; Fungi; Ascomycota; Dothideomycetes; Mytilinidiales; Mytilinidiaceae. The annotation marks the transcript as partial. The record is from RefSeq and is a predicted model, not a curated record.
CGAAUAUCGACAAGAUGAGCGGCGAGCCAGCAGAUUCUUCAUCAGUUCCUCCUUUCAAAGGACCCCCAGCACCCCCUCUCCCGCAUCUGAUUGCACACAGGUCAUCGCAAACAGGUGAUACUCUUCAUAUAGCUGCUGCUUUGGCGUUAUAUGACUUUGUCGACGUGAUAGUCGUCCAUGUUGGCGCUAUAGGAACCACCGAGGGGCUCUUGAACUUUUAUCGCCAAGCUACAGACCCAACAUAUCCAGGUGCAGCUAUCAGUCCUAACAGUCCCGCCACCAACAAACGCGUGAAGGUCGUGUACGCCUCAAACGAAGCAGCGGCUGAAGCCCUCUAUACGACCUUGUCAUGGAUCAAAGCAUCGGACACGACAGUUCAAGAUUAUUUCCCCAAAAUCCUGGCUGCCGGUGACCUGUCGUCCGAGACUUCAAAGGUUGGAACAACACCGGCUGUACUUAAGCAGAUCAAACCCUUUGACGAAUUCAAAGCAAACUACCUGAAGAACAAGAUUGGUGGUGUAUAUCAAUACAUGGGCAAUCUCGGCCAGGCAACCUCGGCCAUCGCGGAGAAGUUCAAGAAUCCUCAAACUUCAGAGAACCAAAAAGCUUUGUAUACCCUACUUGCCAAGAAGCUUACUGCUAGAGACUUGGCCUCGGCAGAUAUCAUUAAGGGCACCUUACAAGAACCAAAGUUUGGCCAACAAUUCCUUCCGGAUGCAGACCCCAACAAGCAACCGUUCACGCCCGUCGUCCUUCUAUGGGCUCGCUACACAGGUACUAACACCGCAAUUGCUCACAACCCGGAAGGUGAUAGCUGCGUUCAAGGUCAGCGACAAAUCAACGACGUUCUAAUUUCACUUGGCUUGAACGUUGUCACGAUCGGCCAUGGCCCAAGAGGCAGCCAGCCGUUCAAAGGUCAUUUUGACGUGGGAGAAUUCUACAAGGAAGCAGAUACUCCGAUCAAAAGUGACAGGGCGACGCAGCAAUCUUUCUUCCUUGCAUUGAUGGAGAAGUAUCCGGGCCGGGUGUAUCAAAUUGGACAAAAGACUGGAGGCAUGGACGGCGCUGCUUUGCUCGGCAUCCCGACCAUCUAUCUUGAGCACAAUGGCAGUGCGGCCAUUAAACGGAUGGCGAAAUGGACCAACGGCCAAUUGCCUUUCUACCGAAACGUCAUCACGGAGCAGCCGGCGCCCGCGGUGGUUCGAGCGCAAAAAGCAUUUAUUCCAGACACACAGCCCUUGUACAACGGAUGGAAGACUAGCACAGAGCAAUUGCAGCGAGCCAAAGCGCGCCUUGCUGCUAUGUUCUUUGCAUUUCCGAAGGAGAUGGGCAGGGACGACUUCGUCCUAGAGCCUUCGCCAGAAAACCCACCGCCCAGUGUGAAGCCAGACAAAAAGGACGCAUGGAGGCUUAAUCAGGUCAAGGUGGCGAACAACCUGAGGUUCGCCAAGAUCGUUGACUUUAUCAAGACUCUCGAAGAUACAGAUGUGCAGGAAGACAGGAUCAAUCCAGCCUUGGACGGCGAGUGGACGAAAAAAGUCCACUCCGUCAACCAAGAUCCAAAUCUUCCCCACGGGGCCGCAGGAUACUCGGAUGGGGAUCUUGUCAAAAUCAAGAAGGCAAUGGAGGAACUUGUCCACGAUUAUAGCACUGAAAAGCAAGCGGUUGUUCGGACGGCGUUGGGAGCGUAUCAAACGAGGCUAGAGGCCAAGCUCUGAUGGCACAACCGAGAGACUUAUUCAUACAUGCCGGGAUCAAUGUAGAUACGCAAAAGGCUAUAACAAUUGGCUAUAUGAAACAAAAGAAUGGAAAGUAAAUCUCUCGAUCCCGUUGUCGCACUUCUCCUUUGAAAAUAUCGUAUUUCAAACCCUAUCAUGAUGACUUUUAAA